UAAUCUCAGCCUGAUCUUGUCAGUGUAAAGCAGAGAGCGCAGGCAAAGACAAGCGUGAGGCACACAACUCCGGCUGGGGCAGCUGUCCAGAGGUUUCAUAGAACGCGUGGUACCAGAAGCCAGUACAGGCCUGUACGUGUACAAAUGUGGACAAUUCUGCUAAAACUGAGAUAUUUGUGAGGUGACAGUUUGGAAGGAGCAUAUCCAGGAGCACUGGGCAUACCCACGAGUCACCCAUAGAAGAUAGUGUGGUGAGUCCUUGUGAUCUCGGAGUCUGAUGUCUCUCAUGGAAAAACACAAAGUAAAGCGACAGAGAUUAGACCGUAUAUUUGAAGCACCGUACCCGCUAUCCUGGAGGGGACAACAUGGUCUCGCUUCUUCAGCUGGUAGCAAUGCAACACCUUGGUCAAUGAUUGGAGGUGUAUCUGAGGCAGGCAUUCGACCUCCGAUAAUGAAUGGGCCCAUGCACCCGCGACCUCUGGUAGCCCUGCUGGAUGGAAGGGAUUGUACAGUAGAAAUGCCGAUCCUCAAGGAUGUUGCCACUGUGGCUUUCUGUGACGCCCAGUCCACACAAGAAAUUCACGAAAAGGUACUAAAUGAAGCUGUGGGUGCGCUGAUGUAUCAUACAAUCACUUUAACGCGAGAAGACUUGGAGAAAUUCAAAGCUCUUCGAAUAAUUGUCCGAAUCGGAAGUGGCUUCGAUAAUAUUGAUAUCAAGUCAGCUGGAGAUUUAGGUAUUGCUGUAUGUAAUGUGCCAGCCGCUUCCGUAGAAGAGACGGCGGAUUCUACAAUGUGCCACAUUUUGAACUUGUAUAGGAGAACCACGUGGCUGCACCAGGCAUUACGGGAAGGCACACGGGUGCAGAGCGUUGAGCAGAUCAGAGAGGUUGCUUCAGGAGCAGCACGAAUUCGAGGGGAGACAUUAGGCAUCAUAGGACUGGGACGUGUGGGACAAGCAGUCGCCCUACGUGCUAAGACUUUUGGUUUCAGUGUAAUUUUCUACGAUCCGUACCUACCGGAUGGGGUUGAACGUGCACUUGGUCUCCAGAGAGUCACUACUCUACAAGACCUGCUGUUUCAUAGUGACUGUGUAACCCUUCACUGCAGUUUAAACGAGCACAACCACCACCUCAUUAAUGACUUCACCAUAAAACAGAUGCGACAAGGGGCUUUCUUGGUGAACACGGCACGAGGUGGGUUGGUGGAUGAAAAAGCACUUGCUCAGGCCUUGAAGGAGGGGAGGAUACGAGGGUCCGCUUUAGAUGUACAUGAAUCUGAACCUUUCAGCUUUUCCCAAGGCCCAUUGAAGGAUGCCCCAAAUCUUAUAUGCACGCCACACACAGCUUGGUACAGUGAACAAGCUUCCAUAGAGAUGCGAGAAGAGGCCGCAAGGGAGAUCCGUAGAGCUAUCACAGGGCGUAUUCCCGACAGCUUGAAAAACUGUGUUAAUAAGGAGCAUUUAACUGCAGCAACACAUUGGGCCAACAUGGAUCCAGCUGUUGUUCAUCCAGAGCUUAAUGGUGCAGCCUACAGCAGGUACCCUCCAGGUGUUGUAAGUGUGGCAUCUGCGGGCAUUCCGGCAGCAGUAGAAGGAAUAGUACCAAAUGCCAUGCCCCUAUCACAUGGCCACCCUGCAGUAGCUCACCCACCGCACGCCCCUUCUCCUGGCCAAACAGUCAAACCAGAAGCUGACAGAGACCACCCAAGUGACCAGUUGUAGCCCUUAUAAAAGAGAAGCUCUUUCACUGCAUCUGCAAACUGAAUGCCAGAGAUUGUUUGAGAAAGAAGAAAGGAAAAAAAAAUGGAGAAAAAAAGCAUAAUCAGAAUUUUGAAGAGCGGCAAAAAAAUAAAAUAA
Molecule: messenger RNA, 1855 nt
Organism: Pelobates fuscus (common spadefoot toad)
Lineage: Eukaryota; Metazoa; Chordata; Amphibia; Anura; Pelobatidae
Gene: CTBP1
Product: C-terminal binding protein 1
Exons: 12
Coding region: 278-1720 (480 amino acids)
Biological process (GO): regulation of transcription by RNA polymerase II
Cellular component (GO): nucleus
Molecular function (GO): transcription corepressor activity; transcription coregulator binding; oxidoreductase activity, acting on the CH-OH group of donors, NAD or NADP as acceptor
Source: RefSeq, a predicted model, not a curated record